CCAGAGACAGCAACUCCUCGCCUGGAGCACAGGCAGCCGGGAGCGUCGGUGUUGUGUGGCAUAUCGGGGGACCAGGUGGGGGGAAAAUAAGUGGAGAACCAGGAGGAAAACAGAAAUAGAGAGGGUUAGAGAGAGAGAGUGAGGGAAACAGGGGGACCAGAGACAAGCUGGACAGAUGGAGGACAUGAGCCAGCACCCUGGACACUGCAGGGUGGACAUGAAGGAGUCGAUGGAGCUGGGGGCUAACGCUGAUGGACUGGCUGCUGGAGUGCUGUUCAGUCCCAAGUUCCCCCGUGUGGAGUUCAACAUCGCUUGUCGUGACCUGGUGAUAUCUGGCAGCAACAGGAAGCCCAGCGCGGUGGUCCACGUGGCGGUGGUGGACCCCCGCGAGCAGUCCCUUGUCAGCCAGACCUCCACAGAGACCGUGGAGGCUGACCGAGACCCCCUGUUUCUGACGGGGGUCACCUUCCCGCCGGAGCAGCCGGCCAGCCCAGAGACGCUGGUCAAACUAACCGUCUACGAUGUGAAGGACAAGAGCCGCCAAGCUAGCGUGUUCCUGGGGAGCGCAACCUUUUCUGUGGGUGAUCUGCUGAGGGCCACGGACCAGCGUCUGACCAUAAACCUCAGGUCCUCUGAUGGUGUGUGUGCGGGGGGCUCGGUGGUGGUGAGUCGUCUGAGGGUAGGGGAGAUGGAGGAGGCGGAUAUGGACCACAUCACAACAGACGCCGCGGCGCAGAAGUGUGCCAUGGUGUGUGAGUCCUCGUCCCACGCCUGCGUCAACAGAGAGAGCUGCCUGGCUACAGGACCCGUGUUCAAGAACCCUGUAUGCAAGGUGUACAGGUUCCAGACAGUGGACAGCAAGUGGAUGCUGGUCCGGGAACAAAUGGAGGAAUGCACUCUCUCCUUCAGCCUGCCCAAGCAGCUGCUGUCCUUGUACAUUCAGGAAGACACGACAAGGGUACAGGAGCUCAGAGACCUGGGGGAUCUGUCGCCCCACUGGGACACUCUGAGGAGGGAGGUGAUCACACAGUAUGGAGGCCUAGUCAGCUCCUACCAGGACACGCUGGCCCAACUGGAGAAAAUCACUGGUCCUUCCUUCAAGCCGAGCUGCUGCAAAACCCAGAAGUCUCUGGAGUUUAUCCCAAUCAACCUCCACACACAGAGGAUGAUGGUGACCUGCCCCAGAAAAUCAGACGCUGCCUACGACGUGGUCACAGUGGGCGCUCCGGCUGCCCAUUUCCAGGGAUUCAAGAACGGCGGGCUGCAGAAACUUCUGAGCCGCUACCAAGCCGAGAAGAAGAGCUUCAGCACAGCUUAUCAGUGUAUCUACUACUCUCCGGAGCACACGGCCAAGGCCCAGGAGGUGCUGACCACCAUGGGCCUGCUCCAGCCCCUCAUCUCCAGCCUGGCAGACCAGCUCCUGCAGGCAGCCCAGGAGCACUCUCGCCCUGGGCUGACCCUGGCCCUCAAGAACCUGGCAGACAAGACGGAGCAAUUCGUCCACGCCCUGAACGAUGAGAUGGUCAAGAGUGCCCUGCUGGCACUGCACGCCGCACGGCCAGGCUUCGUGUCUCAGACCCCGGGUAAGGGCCACGCGCAGGCAGGCCAACACCACCACCACCAGCAGCACCAGCACCACCACCCCAGCCAGGACUCUAGCCCCAGCGCCGGCAGCCCGGCCCCGAAGAAGCAGCUCCCAGGCCACAGCCCCUCGGUGGUGAUCGGGCCGGCCAGUGUGGAGAGCCCCGUGGUGUGCAACAACAACGUGACGGAGCCGAGGGGGGUGGAGGAUGGAGAGGGCGUGGGGGGGCCGAAGAAGCAGGACUCCAUACCGCACCACAACGAAUACGACGAGGAGGAGUGGGACAGAGUUUGGGCCAACGUUGCCAAAAGUCUCAACUGUGUGAUCGCCAUGGUAGAUAAACUCCAGGAGCAAGACAACAACAACCGGGAGCUAAUCCCUGACCAGCAGCUCGCUGAUGUCAUCACCUCCCACAAUCCUGGGGACUGGAAGGAGCAACUGCGCCCUCCGGUGGCCAGGCUGAGGGAGUGCGUGCUGGACGUGGUAGAGCGGGCUAAGAGGGCCAUGACCUUCGUGCUACUGCAGGAGACAGCCUGCAGUGUGCCCCAAGGCAUGCAUCUCCAGCACAGGAGGGACGUGGUCUUCAGUCAGGCAUUGUCUGCGCUGGCCUGUGGGUUCGUCAUGCGGCUGUCUGCUGGCAUGCAGGACGAGGGCUUCCUGAAGCAGCUCCAUCUGGUGGGGGUGCUGGCCCAGUUUGAGAGCCUGCUGAGCACCUACAGUGAGGAGAUCGGCAUGCUGGAAGACAUGGAGAUCGGGAUCUCGGAUCUGCACAGAGUGUCCUUCAAGAUCACAGAGGCCAAGACGGACGACCUCAGUGACCGCCAGCCUUCCAUCUGCGGCCGGCGAGACCACUACACUGUAGAAGUCCCAUUACCCCGGCUGGCUUUCCACAGUCUGCCUGAGGAAAUCAAGGACGGCCGGCCUCUAAGAGUUUUCCCAGUUCUAUUUAAUGUGGGAAUUAAUGAACAACAAACUCUAGCUGAGAGGUUUGGAGACAUCUCCCUCCAAGAGAGAAUAAACCAGAGGAACUUUGACAUUUUAGAAGUUUAUUACAAAUCGUUAAGUGAGAAAUUACCAGUAGAAUGUCUACCGUGUUUUCAGACACACUCUGAUGUAAAGGAGUUACUUGAAUCGCUGCGACAGAAUGUAGUGAUGAAGAAGAGGAAGAAUGUGGAAAUACUAUGGCUCGCCGGCACGAUCUGUCGGCGGCUGAACGGCGUCAGGUUCACCAGCUGUAAAAGUGCCAAAGACCGGACGGCCAUGUCUGUAACCUUGGAGCAGUGUGCCCUGCUGCGUGACGAGCACCAGCUCAGCAAGGACUACUUUGCGCGUGCGCUGGACUGUAUGCGAAGGACUUCCGCUUUUGGGGCUUUGGCUACCGCAUCCUGCUCCCGCUCUUGAUGUCAGGAAACCUUUGAUGAUGGAAACUAGCCACACUCGGGAUGAGUUUGAUGAAAUCCAUCUGAAUCGGUGGUUUGAAAUUCAGCGACCAACGUUGAUAUUGGCGCAGAUUUCACAUGCACCACAAACACUUUUAGGGUCAUUGGUGAAACCCUUUGUGUACCAAUGUUUGCCUGAGGAUGAUAGGAAGUCCCUAUGUUUCAACAGAGUGACUAAAUCAUGUACCAGGCCAAAUACAUAGCGAAUGUCUGUGUGAAUGUCAGCUGAUUUACCUUCAGCCCUCAGUUGCCCUCAAGGGGCGAUGAGUACGGUACAAACAGUGAAAUGGGUACUAUGGUUAAUAACUAAGGUGUCUCAGGGUCUUAGCGCCAUGCGAACUACAUGUCUCAUGGAAAUUUACAUUUGAAUAUAUAAGUAUAUUUGAGUAUGUAUAAAUGUGAAUAUAUUUGUGUGUGUAUAUAUAUAUAUAUUAUUUUUUUUAUACUAUUUAUUUUAAGGUGUUAACAUCUAAUUGGCAUAGAUUGGCUGUGAAUCUCUCGGUGGAGGGAAAAACCAACUAAGGGCGUGUUCACAUCUAGCAUUUUUUGUAAUAGGGAAAAGUUGAGCCGACCGCUUAAAAAAAUAAAGAAACUGGCAGGGUUUUUUGUCCUAAAAGCGCAGAUAGCGUUUUUUCUAUUGCCUAGCAACGAACCCAUUCUAGACCCGACGUUACUCGCCUACUACGUAUCCAGGUUAGAGCCCAUUAGACAUGUUGCAGAUCGCGACAUGGCACUUUCUCGAGUGAUUUGUCCGCCAUUGUUUCUUGUUUUGACAGUUGAGAGUUUCCUUCCUUUCCUUCCUUUCCUUCCUUUCCUUCCUUUCCGCGAUGAAGUGUCAAUGUUCCGCUUGGGGUCAGUUGCCAAAAAGACGCCUGACCUCAUUUUUCAAGCUCUUACAAGCUUAAAGCUUAAAAAAAUUGUUCCCUAAAAGCGCCAAGAGCAUUUUUUCUAUCGCCUAGCAAUGAACCCAUUCUAGACCCGACGUUACUCGCCUACUAUGUAUCCAGGAUAGAGCCGAUUAGACAUGUCGUAGAUCUGGACAUUUUCUGUAAUUACCACUAUUAAUCGCUCCGACGGCACUUUCCCGAGUGGUUUAUCUGCCAUUGUUUCUUGUUUUGACAGUUGAGAGUUUCCUUCGUGACGAAGUGUCAAUGUUCCGCUUGUGAUUGGUCAGUUGCCCAAAAGACGCCUGACGUCGGCCGCUUUCUUCCUGAAAGUUGAACUUUUUUCAACGCUCUGUAUGGCAGAAAAAAACGCUGGGAGAGGCGUUUAAAAAAACGGCUGUGACUUUUUCAAGAAACGCUCUGCUCCAUAGGAAUAUAAUGUAGUAAAACAAGCGCUGGCAGAUUUAAUAAAAAACAACGCUAGAUGUGAACACAGCCUUAGCCUGGAUAUUCUUUAUCAUUGAAGACAGUUUUCAACACAUUUCAUUCAAUCCUUCUAGUCGCUCGUGCUAGGCUGGUUUUAUUUCUUACA
Molecule: messenger RNA, 4497 nt
Organism: Gadus morhua (Atlantic cod)
Lineage: Eukaryota; Metazoa; Chordata; Actinopteri; Gadiformes; Gadidae
Gene: inpp4b
Product: inositol polyphosphate-4-phosphatase type II B
Exons: 22
Coding region: 176-2983 (935 amino acids)
Cellular component (GO): cytoplasm
Molecular function (GO): phosphatidylinositol-3,4-bisphosphate 4-phosphatase activity
Source: RefSeq, a predicted model, not a curated record